Molecule: messenger RNA, 700 nt
Organism: Panicum virgatum (switchgrass)
Lineage: Eukaryota; Viridiplantae; Streptophyta; Magnoliopsida; Poales; Poaceae
Exons: 3
Coding region: 81-530 (149 amino acids)
Source: RefSeq, a predicted model, not a curated record
GUUGGACAAGGGAAGCAAGGGAGGGAAACAUACAUGACAGCAAAGGAAGAAGGAUCAUUGAAAAUCCAAAACUGGACGCUAUGAUCCGCUAUAGGUUUUUGUCUCAAAAAUCUUUGAAUUUGGCAUAUGAAGCUGCAAGGUCUACAGAAUAUUCCUUGUUGAUGGACGAUGCACUUGAACUUUUUGGUAAGCAGCUAAAGGACAAAAUCUGCACCUCUACAAAUAUAUUGAGUGAAUCAGCACCCCAACCUGAUGUUCACCAAGAUGAGGCUUUGCUUAGUGCUGCACGCCUAAAGAAAAAAGAGGUUCAACCAAGAAGUUCGAAGAGACAUAGAAGCUGGCUUGACAAGACACGGAAGUAUAAAAAGAAAGUGCCAAAUAAAACUACUCAUGAAGAGGGUGGUUGUAAUGUAGAAAGUCAAGUACCACCUGACAAUUCUCAUGUGGAUUGCAAUGCCUUCACUAGCUUUAGAGAUUUGCUUACGGGUCCUAGCGAAAUUGAUGAUAUGCCUAUUCAAGAUCUUCUUUAGGGGUUACAGCAUCAUUUAGUAGCUCCUGUCAUGUGCAAGGAUAUUUUGUUCUUUUAUGAUGAUAUUUUGUUAUUUCAGGAUAAUAGGUGGAGCUCCUGGAGGCAUGCAAAAUAUAUGGCUAACUGUAGAAAUUAAUUGCAGUAGUAGCAGCUUUUGGUGGAACAUUUCGA